ACAAAACAAAAACCCGUUGAGAGCCUCUGGCCGUAAAUUGUUUUAUGCUUACGUCCAGUUGAAAAUGCUUUUAAAGUGUGAGACAGAGGAUAAGUAAUUAUGUACCAUGUUUAUUCUUCAUUAACCCAUUAAAAAUUACUGUUUAUGCUUCUGGGAAACAUUUUGUGUUAGCCAGAAAAAUAUCGCGAAAUUAAGUACCUCAGAGUAACCAUUGAGGCCAUACCAUCAAGUGUACCGAGAAAAAUGUUCGUACCGUCAUCAACGCGGUAACCUGACAUCCGCUCACAACCUCUCCCAUACCCCAAUGGCUCACACAAAUUACGAGCCACGCGCGUGCAGUCUCGCAGAGCGCACGUGCAUUGAGAGACGUAGCGUCGCGAGGAUAACCGCGCGCUCUUAGGAAUUCUUACUGCUCAGCAAAGAUCCAUGACAGUCCCAGGGAACCGUGGGAGGGGUUGGACAACCGUUCUCCAUCCAGCUUGGGGAGUCUGUCGGUAACUCUUACGUGCCUGCCGCAUCUUCUUCACUUUAAUGCCCGUCUUUUUCCUUUAAAAAAUAAAAUACCUUUCCUCUUUUUAAAAGAUUGUCUUUAGGGACUUCUUUUCUCUCUGAGGGGAUUUUUGUGCGCCGUAUAACUGGAUUUUUCCGGCAAACCAAUUUUUUCGUCGUUCACAUCACACCUAAAAACUAUUACUUGGAUUAAAUUGCUUGUGGUGAUUCAUCUCAAUUCGAGGAUCAUGGAUCUUACUUGGGCACAAACAAGUAAAGAAGUACAUAGCUGCGUGCGUCAAUGCAUCACACCAUACGAGCUUCCUUUUAACGGAUGAACACUAACAGUGGAUAAUUACAUCACAGUUGUUUGGGUGGAUUCCUCUUCCUGCGCCUGCCCCACUUGGUAUUUCAGCCGGAGAUCUAAGUUGAGAUUCCCCGCUGUGCUCCGGUUGGAGUUUUCAAACAUCUGAGCUACUUUCCAGGUGAUCUGUUCCUCGUCCUGACGUCAGUCCACCCCGGGUACGGAUCUCAAGCCAGAGUCUGUGCGAAUAAAAAAGCAAUAUGGCGAAUAACUAACCUUGGUAAUCUGGACUGGCCGAGCUCCCUGGAGGAGCCUGCAAGCCUUCGCCGAUACACACCGUCGGCUCUGAUGAAUCUGUGUCAGUCAACAGCCCUCAACCAUAACUUCUACUCUACCUGGCCCCUGUAUCCGUCUCGAACACAAGCCCCAGAGCUUGUAAACUUGCACACUCUUCAACAACACCAGCACCACUCGUCCUCGCUCCCUGACUCCACCUCCGCCCCGCCCACAACCGCGUCCGUCGCCAUGGUGACGUGUGACGUACAGGCCAUUCGCUCCGCCCAGUCGUCUGUUGUGACGCAGAACAUUGUGCUCACAGUGCUGGUCCUUACGCUGUUUGUGGUAAGCAAGUCUUAUUUCAACCGCGUGCGACGGCGGAUGGCGAGAUGCACCGUGUUUGUUAUAGGUGCCGGUCCCACAGGUCUGACGUCAGCACUCCUGGCCUGUCAGAGCCCUCAUGUGUCACGUGUUGUGGUCUACGAGGAGAUGCCGAGGGCGGAUCUGCUGCAGAAAGGUCACCAG
Molecule: messenger RNA, 1594 nt
Organism: Aplysia californica (California sea hare)
Lineage: Eukaryota; Metazoa; Mollusca; Gastropoda; Aplysiida; Aplysiidae
Source: RefSeq, a predicted model, not a curated record